This is a messenger RNA of Rhineura floridana, 3360 nucleotides long. It is a transcript of the gene LHFPL3, whose product is annotated as LHFPL tetraspan subfamily member 3. The record is from RefSeq and is a predicted model, not a curated record. Gene Ontology annotation, biological process: sensory perception of sound. Gene Ontology annotation, cellular component: plasma membrane. The coding region runs from base 497 to 1237 and encodes 246 amino acids. The transcript is spliced from 4 exons. Lineage: Eukaryota; Metazoa; Chordata; Lepidosauria; Squamata; Rhineuridae.
GGAAAAUGCCUGAGAGAGGCAAAGGACUCUCGUCCCAUAAUCCCCCGGUUCCCCCUCAGCGGUUCCCCAUCACUCCAGCGUUUGCUCACGUUUGAGUGAGGGGAGUCGUCCUGGUUAUCUUUUUUUUGCCACCCGUGCGCGACUGCGCAGCAGAGAGGAAGCCGGGCUCGCCAGCAGAGAGUCAGAGCUGCGCUAGGGGGAGUGUUUAGUGCACUUGCCGUGGUCGUCUCUCACCGGCACCAACUGCUGGGCCGGUCUCUCUCUCUCACACACACACACUCAUUCAGAUGCAAGCAGGCAGGCAGGGAGGCGUGCGGUUUCCCCGGUCCUGCCCGACGCUCACUUGUCCUGCAGGCUUUGGGGAGAAGCGCGCCCGCUUGCCUGCCGGCGAGGAGAAGAUGCAGCCGCAGCUGAGCGUGUGAAUUUGGGCGCAGCGGAGCUGGGCUGGCGCUUGCGGCACACGGGGCGAAUCUGAAGGGGGCUCUUCUCGGCGAGGAUGCCCGGAGCGGCGGUGGCGGCGCCGGCGGCCGCCUCUGCUGGGGGAGCGGUGACAGGCGCGGGGGCGGAGGCGGCAGGGGGAAUGCUCCCGCCUCAGGAGGCGGCCAAGCUGUACCACACCAACUACGUGCGGAACUCUCGGGCCAUCGGCGUGCUCUGGGCCAUCUUCACCAUCUGCUUUGCCAUCGUCAACGUGGUGUGUUUUUUCCAGCCGUAUUGGAUCGGCGACGGCGUGGACACCCCGCAGGCGGGCUACUUCGGGCUCUUCCACUUCUGCACGGGUAGCGGCUUAUCCCGGGAUCUCACCUGCCAGGGCAGCUUCACGGACUUCUCCAGCCUGCCCUCGGGAGCCUUCAAAGCCGCCUCCUUCUUCAUCGGGCUCUCCAUGAUGCUCAUCAUCGCCUGCAUCGUCUGCUUCAUACUCUUUUUCUUCUGCAACACCGCCACCGUCUACAAGAUCUGUGCCUGGAUGCAGCUGACCUCCGCUGCUUGCCUUGUCCUGGGCUGUAUGAUUUAUCCUGAUGGCUGGGAUGCAAAAGAGGUGAAACGGAUGUGUGGCGAAAAGACAGACAAGUACACACUGGGGGCUUGUUCAAUCCGCUGGGCAUAUAUCCUGGCCAUAAUUGGAAUCCUGGAUGCCCUGAUCCUCUCAUUUCUGGCAUUUGUACUUGGCAAUAGACAAGACAGCUUACUAGCAGAGGAACUCAAGCUGGAAAACAAAGAUGAUGGAAAUGCUUAAAACAAGCAAAGGUAGUGAAACUGACUACUCUCUACUAAGCCAAUCUUUACUAGAAUGAGCACAAAACAAAACCAAGUAACAGCUUUUGUACAUCAACAUUUAAUGAGAAGACGCUUGGGAAGGAAGCCUGUGAUGAAGGAGAAUAUUGACGAGUGUUAAAAAAAAGUCUGAUUGCCGAGAGCUGCCUUCUAAACAUAGAUCAGCCAGACGUGCAAGUGGUUCUCUGAAGAGAGAUUCAAUCAUGGAUUUACCCACCAGCUCAUUAAGAACUGUCACUGAAUGCAACAUUCAGAAGGCAUGCAUGAGAAGUCACAUGAGGGGAAUAAAUUUUAAAAGGGGUGUAGUUGCCACUAGAUAAACAUAUUAAUAUACAUGCAUCAAGGAGGUUUGUAAACUUAUUAAAAUUAUUUGACUGAAAAGCAAAACCCUUUCAAAUAAAACAUUUCACAGGGGAGAGGCAAUUAACUCAGUGAACUCCUGUUCCAGUCACCUGGAAGCAGAUAGGUCAUCACUUUACCUUGAGCGUCUUUACAAACAAGACUCUCCUUUGUUUCAUGCUGCAGAGGACAUGGCACAACUUUUGAAACCCACCAUUUCGGCACCUCAUUUGGCCUUCACGUACGGUUAGUCGGUUGGAAAUGAAACACUUCUUGGUUUCUCUUGCCUGCAUGUUCUGUUUACUUUGUCUGUAGCAAAUGUACAACUCUGGCUGUUUCUCACUUGAUUUCCCAUUCUGCAAAGGAGCACAUGUUGUAAGAUGGUGGUUCCCAAACUGGUAUGUUAGGAUGCAAUAUUUCAUCCGAGGAGAAGGAGACUUGAGAAAACUUGUGAAAUGAUGAGUGGCCCAUCUCCUUCCACAGUUUUUCCACAGGCAGCUCCAGAGAAGCAAUGGGAGCAUUCUUUACCCAAUAGGCUCUAUGUAGCAUGGAUUCUUUCCCCACCUUGCCUCUCCCAGCUAAAUUAUAAGUUGGCAGGGGGCUCAAAAUGUAGGAUGAGGUAAGUUUGGGACUUGUGGUAGGAAGAGCAAGACCAAGACAUUUUAGUGCCUGAGGCAAAAAGUCCACACGUGUCCUUCCUGUGUGUGGGUGUUUUUUUUUAAAGAUAACAUUUUAAACAAGAAAUUCCUGCCCUUUAACAGCACCCCAAAUCUGUUUCCUGAAGCAGCCGCCUCACUCUGCCUCAUGUUUAGUUGGCUGACAUCCCAAUGCAGAGAACUGUUGGGGCUGGAGAGGGGAAAUACAUGAUUGAUUUAAAGUUCCUCAAAAUCUCUGUAACCUGAAAUGUUUGGGAGCUAAUGUUGUAAAGGGGAAUCCAUUUUGGAAAUUGUGACAUGACAGGUUCAUAAGCAACAUGGAGUUAGUUUUGGCAUCUGAAAUGUAAUAAUAAUAUACAGCUGCUGUGAUGCACGUUUGCCAUUUUUCUAUCCUGUGAGUGGUAGCUAGACUGUCUUUACCAAUAACAAUGAAGAAACUCCUUGGCUAGAUGCAGAGGAAUUAUUCCUCCAACUAGCACAAAGUAGAGAGCAAACGGAACUAACACUGGACAGCUACAUUUUUAUUGUAUUGUUGCCACAUUUGCUAUUCUUGAGGCUUCAAGGCACACCAGUCCAUUCUGGAAAUCCCUUUGUUUUCAAAUGCAAGAAGUGCUUGGGGGGGGGGGCUGUCAUUUCUGCUCAGUGAUGUAGAACUAACUUCAGCAGAUUUUAAAGCUCCAUCUUUUUGCUUCUCUGCUGCCUUUAGAAAACGUGGCUUAAGGAUUAUCAGUACCGCUCCCUAAUAACAACACUGUGCACGUUACCUAAUAUCACACAAUGCUGACUAAUUACCAACAGAAACUGGCAAUUGUUCCAACUCUUGUUCACUGCUGCAUCUAGCAAGAGAAAAGCGUUCUGUCAUAGCAGGAUUUUCAGAUAGGCAAAUGUAGAUUUUACAUUUUUACAGUUUGGAAUAAAUCUGCAGACAGCCAUUUGUGUUUAAAGCUCAUCUCUCUGCUUGAAAUUCCUAUCGACAUGCUAUCUACAUAUAAAUAAGGGUUAUUUUUAAGUAAACAAGUUUUUUCUCUCUCUCUAGGUGCUUAUGUAGCCCCUAGCGCAGUUAUAUUCCAGUGCUGUAUACUGAAUGUUU